AUGGCUAUCAGCUCCCCUCUGCUGUCCCUGCACAGGACAGAUGAGAUUAGAACAUCGGAAAGACAAACAAAAAAUACUGUGAGGCCUGAACAUCAUAAGCGCAAGCUGCAGAGACUAAAACGCUCCUUGUCCUUCAAGACCAAGACCAUGCGCAGCAAGAGCGCGGACAACUUAUUCCGAAACAGCAACGACAACAAGACGGAGCUGCUCUCAGACGUGAGCAGCAGCACGGGACAUCUCUGCAACAUGGCCCCGCCGCACACCACCCACCUGCCCAUCCCCCCCGUCCCUCCAGUCAUCCCCUCCGCUCCUCCCCCCAACUCACGGUCCCAGAUACGCAACCCGCUGCAGGUAGACUCGGCAGGACACUGCUUCAUGGAGCACAUCUUCAAGAAGCCCAUGUUCUGUGACGUCUGCAACCACAUGAUCGUAGGUAUGGUUACAUCGCCUGACACUACAACAGCCAAGCAUGUGGUGUUCCUGGCGGGAAACACAGCAAAGCACGGCCUCCGCUGCAAAGCCUGCAAGAUGAGCCUCCACCAGAAGUGUGAAAACGGAGUGGGACAGCAGCGCUGCAUGGGCAAACUGCAUAUGUUUGCCAUUAGCUCAAAUGUUGUCUUAUUAUUUUCUAAAGCCUGUGGAAACAAAGUGGACCCUGUGUACGAGGCCUUGAGGUUUGGCACGUCGCUGGCACAAAAAGCCAAGAGGCCCAGUGGCUCUGAGUCUCCUCAAAGAAACUCGACCAAUGACUUGGAUAAUGUUCCAGAGGAAGUGGUGGCUCACAGCAGCAGGCAGGAGCUGUCGAGAAAACACAGCGAUGAUGUUUUCACAGUAAUCGAGAACGGAAAUGAGCAUUACCUCCAGCCAGAGAGAAGUCCUGACGACUUGCCGUUGGAGCAGAUCCACCUACAACAAGAUGUCCUUAAGCUCAACACCUAUGUGGCCUUGUUCAGCUUUACUCCCCAAGACAGCCAUGACCUGGAGAUGAGCGCAGGAGACAGAAUCUUAGUGGCUGACGACUCGAAUGAUGACUGGUGGAAGGGGGUUAUUGAGGACAGGAUCGGUUACUUCCCGGCGGCCUAUGUUCAUCAGGCUGGGAUUGAGGACCAAGUGUUCAGGUGUAACAGGACAUUCAUCGGCUGUAAGGAACAAGGACAGAUCACCUUAAAGGAGGGACAGAUCUGUGUGAGCAGUGAGGGCGAACACAGCGGCUUCAUCAGAGUGGCGAGUGGAAAGAAGAGAGGCUUCGUGCCCUGCGAUGUUCUGGAAAUCAUAUGAGACAAGCACUCAGAGACAGAAAGAGAGAGACUGAGACAACCAAGAGGAGGAGGAAACUAAAACUGCAAAAUGGCUCAGAGAAACCAGGGAGAGACUUUGCCUCCUCAGAAGUGUUGAUGUUAAAGUGAUACUGGUUUUGUGAAUGAAGACUCUGCUUUGUUGUGGGUCCGAGUCUCCGUACCUUCUUCCCUCUAACACAGGGCUAAAUGCUAAAGUAGACAUUAUAGUGUGUUUGCUAAACAGAAGCCCUCUGUUUCACUGGAUUUGAUUUAAUUUAUAAAGCUGAUCUAAGUGUUUCUGUUCCCCUUAGUUUGAUUUUGCCACAAACUGUUUGUUUUUAAAAAUGGAAACUCCCGUCUGGCUGUUUAAACUAAAGAAAAGGAAACAAACACAAAGCACAUCCAAUGCCAUUCCUCUUACAAAUAGUUUAGUUUCUCAUGCUUUGACAUCAUGUUGCCGGCAAAAGUGUAGCUUUUAAUCCAAGGAUUUGAAGUUUGUAAUAAAUGGGUGAUUAUUUUGGAUGACAAAAUGCCAGAUCUCAGAAGGCAAUGGAAAAUUGUAUCACAGUAAACCUACUUUCUACUUAAAACAUUUUUUUAAACUUGCCAUAACUUCCAAACUACAGUGACAGUCCUAAGGUAGAAGGUCAUUCACAACAAAGAGAUUUGAGGGAGUAUUUUCAGAGGAAUUUGUCACAAUCAAAGACUUCAGAAAUGCUCAGUGGUCUUUUCAAAAUAUCGCCCUCAUUUUCCCCAGAUUUCAAAUCUGACUCAUUGCAUUUCCUGAAUUACUCAAUGGUGACGGUAAUAUGCAUUUUUCUUUAUCGUUAAAAUCAGAACCCUUAUUUAAAAUCUGUGUUCCACUAGAAAACAAACUUGUUAUUUACAAAUGUUUACCUUUUAAAUUGUUUCCAUGCUUUGGGAUCCAUUUGACUGAUCUUUUAAGGUUUGUCUUUAAUUAAAUUAUUUCUCUUUUUGGUGAUUCUGAGAGGUUUUACAUCAUAGUAGAUAUAGUAUAUCUCUUAAAGGUUGUUCUGCACUAAAACGUGGCUUUAUUGAAUGUCCUGUAAAUACUGUACAUACAAAAUAAAAAAAUAUUCUUUAUCACAACAAACCUGA
Molecule: messenger RNA, 2396 nt
Organism: Gymnodraco acuticeps
Lineage: Eukaryota; Metazoa; Chordata; Actinopteri; Perciformes; Bathydraconidae
Product: SH3 and cysteine-rich domain-containing protein-like
Exons: 12
Coding region: 1-1278 (425 amino acids)
Biological process (GO): skeletal muscle contraction; positive regulation of protein localization to plasma membrane; positive regulation of voltage-gated calcium channel activity
Cellular component (GO): extrinsic component of cytoplasmic side of plasma membrane
Molecular function (GO): transmembrane transporter binding
Source: RefSeq, a predicted model, not a curated record